AUGUCAGUGGAGCAAUGGGUCAGUGAUGAACUUCAUGCAAUUGUUGGUAUCAGUGAUCGAACAAUUUGUCAAUAUGUCCUCGCCCUCGCCCGGAAAAGUAGUAACACAGAAGAUUUCAUUGGCAAACUUAAAGACAAUGAUGCUCUGGAGAUUAACGACAGUGUACGACGGUUCGCCUCACAGCUUAUGAAUAAGCUUCCAAGAGCGGCUCCAAAACAAACAGUACGUAAAGGACCUUCUGCUGCCGAACUUCGCGAGCGGGAGUUGGUGCGAUUGAGCAACACCAUGACAGUUUUAGAGGAAGAAGAAGAACCGGUUUACACGAAGAAGUCUUCCCAUCAUCAGCGAAAACGACGUGAAAGUAGUAGUGACGAUGAGGUUCCGCAGUCAUCGAAAAAGACGGAGGUUAAACAGGAAAAGAGAAAGGAAGCAUCCAGCGACUCCGAUUUUGAAGCCAUUGAGGGAGAACUCGAUCGUGACAUCAAAGAAAGAGAUGAGCUGGCAGCUAGGAUACGGAAAAGAGAAAAAGAGAAAACUCGUAACGUUCUCGAACAGAAAAGGAAGAUACCGGACAACAAGGACAAGGAGGCGUAUUCUAUUGAUAAAUUACGUGAAGAGUCACGUCGACAAUAUCUUGCCAAGAGAAAAGAGGACAAGCUCGAUGAGUUGCGAAAGGUCGUACAUGACGAUGAAGUACUAUUUGCCAAUGAAGACCUGACCGAACGAGAAAGGAAAGAUAUGGAAUACCGCAAGAAGGUAUUGGAGUACGCCGAACAACACGAGAAAGCCGCUGAUAUCAUGAAAACGAAAAGGUAUUACGUUCCUGAUGCAAAAGUCAAGUCAAUUCCUACAGAGUACGUCGAGGAAACGGAAGAAGUCCGACAUGGAGGUGAUGGCGCCAAGUGGGAGCAUGAACAGCUUCUGGCGAGUAUGUUGCAUUAUGGUGCAAAGGAUGCGAAAUCGAAACAAGAGGAGUUUGAGUUGUUGCUGGACGACAAGAUUGAUUUCAUUCAAGCUCUUCAAAUGCCUGGUACUUUAGACGAAAAGGAUGAAGAAAUUACUGCUGCCCAGAAGAGAAAGAUGACGAUAGAGGAGACCCGAAAGUCGCUUCCAGUGUAUGCGUUUCGAGAGCAGUUCAUUGAAGCUGUCAAAGAACAUCAGAUUCUCAUCAUAGAGGGAGAGACUGGUUCUGGGAAGACCACGCAGCUGCCGCAAUAUCUUUAUGAAGCCGGUUUCUGCAAAGACGGGAAGAAAAUCGGUUGCACUCAACCACGUCGGGUGGCAGCGAUGUCCGUAGCAGCGAGAGUAGCUGAAGAAGUGGGCUGUAAAUUAGGAAUGCAGGUUGGUUACAGUAUCCGAUUUGAAGACUGCACUUCAGAGAAAACUGUUUUGAAAUACAUGACAGAUGGAAUGUUAUUACGUGAAUUUUUGAACGAGCCGGACCUUGCAAGUUACUGUGUAAUGAUGAUCGAUGAAGCUCACGAAAGGACUUUACAUACUGAUAUACUUUUCGGUCUUGUGAAGGAUAUAGCUAGGUUUAGAAAGGACUUGAAACUCUUGAUUUCUUCCGCUACCCUCGAUGCCGAAAAGUUUUCGACAUUUUUCGAUGACGCUCCAAUUUUCCGAAUACCUGGAAGAAGAUUCCCUGUUGACAUCUACUAUACGCAAGCUCCGGAAGCCGAUUACAUGGAUGCCGUUAUGGUUACAGUCAUGCAAAUUCACCUCACCCAGCCACUACCUGGUGACAUCCUCGUGUUUCUAACGGGUCAGGAGGAAAUCGAGUCAGUACAGGAAGCUCUCAUGGAGAAAACUAAGGCCUUGGGAAGCAAAAUCAAGGAGUUAAUUCCACUUCCCAUUUACGCAAAUUUACCAUCUGACCUGCAGGCAAAGAUUUUCGAACCGACACCGCCCAAUGCUAGAAAGGUAAUCCUUGCCACAAACAUCGCAGAAACCUCUGUUACAAUUGAUGGUAUUUGUUAUGUCAUCGAUCCGGGCUUCUCUAAACAGAAUUCCUUCGAUGCAAGGAGUGGAGUUGAACACUUGCAUGUGGUCACAAUCUCAAAGGCGUCAGCCAAUCAGAGAGCUGGACGAGCAGGGCGAACAGGACCAGGGAAGUGUUUCCGCCUCUACACAGCAUGGGCAUACAAACAUGAACUCGAAGACCAACCAAUACCUGAAAUUCAACGAACAAAUUUGGGUAAUGUGGUGUUGAUGUUGAAAUCUCUGGGAAUCCAUGAUCUCGUACAUUUCGAUUUUCUCGAUCCGCCACCUCAAGAGACUCUAGUAAUUGCUUUGGAACAACUGUAUGCUCUUGGAGCUCUUAAUCACCGAGGAGAACUAACCAAACUAGGGCGACGCAUGGCUGAGUUUCCUUGUGAUCCAUGUAUGAGCAAAAUGAUAAUUGCUAGCGAAAAGUACGGAUGUUCAGAAGAAAUCCUUACAAUUUGUGCCAUGCUAUCUUGUAAUGCCGCCGUGUUCUAUCGACCAAAAGCUAUGAUUAUACAUGCGGACUCAGCAAGAAAAGCAUUCUGGAGUCCUGCUGGUGAUCAUAUUACCCUUAUGAAUGUCUAUAACAAGUGGAAGGAGACAAACUACUCGCAGCAAUGGUGCAUGGAGAAUUUUGUGCAACAUCGUACAAUGAAGAAAGCGAGGGAUAUUCGCGAUCAACUUGAGGGACUACUCGAACGAGUCGAAAUUGAACCUAAGUCCAGUUCAUGCACCAUUGCUAUACGAAAAGCCAUAACUGCAGGAUACUUUUACAACUGUUCCAAAUUGGAUAAUUCUGGGCAUUACAAAACAGUGAAGCACAAACACACCGUGCAUGUCCAUCCCAAUUCCUGUUUAUUUGAGGAGUUACCUCGAUGGGUUGUCUACUAUGAACUCGUAUUCACAAGCAAGGAAUUUAUGAGAGAAAUCUCUCAAAUAGAAAGCUCCUGGUUGUUGGAAGUUGCUCCUCAUUACUACAAAGGACGUGAACUUGAAGAUGCUACCAAUAAAAAGAUGCCUAAGCAGAGGGGGAAAUCGGCACAGGAACUGCAUGGGUAA
Molecule: messenger RNA, 3045 nt
Organism: Haemonchus placei
Lineage: Eukaryota; Metazoa; Nematoda; Chromadorea; Rhabditida; Trichostrongylidae
Source: the annotation of a GenBank genome assembly